AUGAGAGAAAUAAUGGUGGAGGAAAGUGAGGAAUUGUACCAAGAAACUCACAACUCUAUAUCCGACGCCAUACUCGAGUGGGACCGCACGGCUGCCUUAUCGGACUUCGUUCUCCUGAGGCCGAGCGGUGCCCCACGGGCUGUCUUAGCCCUCCGCGGAACUCUCUUGAAGGGUCCCACCAUUGGACGAGACAUCAAGGAUGAUCUCCGGUUCUUGACGUGGGAGAGCUUGAAAGGGUCCGUGAGAUUCGAACGCGCGCUAAAAGCGUUGAAAGAAAUUUCCGUAAGGUACGAGAGCAAUAACGUGUGUGUGGCCGGGCACUCGUUGGGUGUCGGUUUUGCGCUUCAGGUCGGGAAAGAAUUGGCUAAGGAAGGCAAAGAAGAAAAGAAGCGGGUCCCGCAUUUGUAUAUCAACAGUAGCGUUGACAUUUGUUGUUAUUACAAUGACCCGGUGGUCGAGACGAGGGGGAUUGAUGGUAGUGGGGAGGAUAAUGAGAAUGAUGUGAAUGCUGCAGCAGCUGCAGAAGCGGAAGCUAAGCUCUUUGUGCUGUCGAGGGGGAUUCUUGGCCUCGAGAGUUGA
Molecule: messenger RNA, 579 nt
Organism: Striga hermonthica
Lineage: Eukaryota; Viridiplantae; Streptophyta; Magnoliopsida; Lamiales; Orobanchaceae
Source: the annotation of a GenBank genome assembly